AUGAGACAACAACAACAGCCUGCACAGCAAAAUCAGGCUCAACAACAACCUCCUCCACAGCCCAACAGUAGUGGACCUUCUUUGGAGGAGUUGAUGAGUCAAAUGGCCACUCAAAGUCUGCAGUUUCAGCAGAACGUUUCAGCCACCAUUCAGGACUUACAGACCCAAAUUGGGCAGCUGGCAACUUCAGUGAAUAAUUUACAACAACAAGGGUCUGCAGCACUUCCUUCGCAGCUUGUAGUUAAUCCGAAAGGUAAUGUAAGUGCUAUUACUUUAAGAAGUGGUAAGGAACUGACCAAUUGUCCAGUGCAGGCUAGUAAAAGUAGUGGAAAUGAAGAGGGAGUCCGAGAUAAUUUACCACAUCACCAAAUUCCCCUUCCUUUCCCAACCAAAGUUCCUCCACCAAAGAAAAUAGAAAUGGACCAAGAGUUGCUGGAUACCUUCAAGAAGGUGGAGAUUAAUAUUCCUCUGCUGGAUGCCAUCAAACAGAUUCCUCGAUAUGUGAAAUUCUUGAAGGAGCUCUGUACUUAUAAGAGGAACUUAAAGAAGAGGAAUGUCCAGCUAGUUUCAUCCUUGUCCCAGUCUAGCCUUCCACAGAAAUGUGGUGAUCCAGGAACUUUCUCCAUUCGCUGCACAAUUGGAGAGUCCUCUUUUGCUAGUGCCUUGCUGGAUUUGGGAGCUUCUAUCAAUGUUAUGCCUUCAGCCGUAUAUAAGAUGUUGCAUUUGGGAGACUUGAAACCAACCAACGUGAUUAUCCAAUUAGCAAAUCGAAGCACAGCUCAGCCUUUAGGAGUGCUCGAAGACGUGUUGGUAAAAGUUAACCAAUUGAUUUUUCUGGCUGAUUUUUACAUUCUUGAUAUGCAGGAUGAGAAUUCGACCUUGAUUCUGGGUAGACCAUUCUUAAUGACUGUGAAGACAAAGAUUGAUGUCCAUACUGGCACACUGUCCAUGGAGUUUGGAGAUGACAGUUCAUUUCAAUAUCUUUGA
Messenger RNA from Abrus precatorius (Indian licorice), 987 nucleotides. RefSeq lists its product as uncharacterized. The transcript has a single exon. The coding region runs from base 1 to 987 and encodes 328 amino acids. The record is from RefSeq and is a predicted model, not a curated record. NCBI's taxonomy places the organism in Eukaryota, Viridiplantae, Streptophyta, Magnoliopsida, Fabales, Fabaceae.